Molecule: messenger RNA, 396 nt
Organism: Beauveria bassiana ARSEF 2860
Lineage: Eukaryota; Fungi; Ascomycota; Sordariomycetes; Hypocreales; Cordycipitaceae
Product: TPR repeat protein
Exons: 1
Coding region: 1-396 (131 amino acids)
Biological process (GO): protein folding
Molecular function (GO): Hsp90 protein binding
Source: RefSeq, a predicted model, not a curated record
AUGGAGGACGCGGCGGUGCGGCUGGUGCCGGACCCGGACGACCCGCGGAGCCGGCUGGCGUUUCCCACGCUGCUGCUGUACCCGGCCGCCUACGAGACGGACUUUAUCAAGGAGUUUGAGGAGACGCAGUCGCUCGAGGACCACCUGGCGUACGUGUUUCCGCUGCCGUGGGACGCCGACGGCGCGUACCGCCUGCCCAACGUCUCGUGCUACGUGGAGACGAGAGACGGCGGCCUGCUCAAGAUGGGCAAGAAGGCGAGCCUGCUCAAGGUGCUGAGCACGGGCAAGGUCGAGGUCGUGGAUCAGGUGGUGCGCAUAUUCGUCUUGCCGCUGGACAAGGCCGAUGAGUGGAUUGCAAAGUUUAAAGAGCAAAAGGCGAGGGAAAAAAAAAAGUAG